This is a messenger RNA of Acanthopagrus latus (yellowfin seabream), 3003 nucleotides long. It is a transcript of the gene ifnlr1, whose product is annotated as interferon lambda receptor 1. The transcript is spliced from 7 exons. The record is from RefSeq and is a predicted model, not a curated record. Lineage: Eukaryota; Metazoa; Chordata; Actinopteri; Spariformes; Sparidae. Gene Ontology annotation, molecular function: protein binding. Bases 406 to 2175 code for a protein of 589 amino acids.
AGGGAGAAGGAGGAAAAGGGAAGUUGAGAGUCUGGAGAGAAAACAUGAGUAGGCGGGACAUACAGUAAGCAGAAAAACAGGAACAAAGUGAUAACAUAUACCAAAGUACACCUGUACACCUGAGUGCAGCCGCUCCUUCUUUCCCCGGACACAGAGAUGAUUGAGAAGUUUAGGGAAGAAAAUGCAGUGAAACCUGAAAAGACAUCAAUAUUUAACAGACUUGCCGAAAUUGACUCUUGUUUUGUUCGGAAGGAUUUCGGAGAUUAGGGAUUUUACACGUUGCUUUUGUUUGGGUUUGGUUUGUUUUUGCCAGUUAAGGGUGUGUAUUAGAAGUUGGUCCUGUUUAGAACUCGCAACUUAGCAGCAGCAACUUCACAUAAGGACUUUUUGUGUGCCACAAACCCAAUGAAGAUGUGGUCAGUGACGGUCAUCACCCUCCUCCUGUUCUGCUACGGUUGCCUUUCAACCGCCAGUUGGAAAGUAUAUUUUCGCUCAAGGAACUUUCACAACACACUUCAUUGGGACCCAGUGAGCCCAGCCUUAUUCCCCGGGGAAAAUGUGACCUACAGUGUCCAAUACACAAGUGAUGCUGAAGGCCAGUCGUACCAGAUAAAAGAGGGCUGUCAGAACAUAUCUGCUCUGUCCUGCGACCUGACUGCAGAAACCCCAUCAGUUGAGGAUGUUCACUACUGGGCUCAGGUCUGGGUCAACAGUCGCUGUCUGGGCGUUACCAAUCACAAAUUUAAACCUAUCGCAGACACUACUUUUGGACCGCCCAUCUUGACUAUAUACACGACGGUGUCAUCCUUGCAUUUGAAUGUCAGCCUGCCCUUGGGGCCAAACGAAGUUUCGGUUGCCAACAUCAUCACCAACAGCAAAAAUGGGCCCUUCAAAACUGAGAUUGAUUACACCUUGAAAAUCACACACCCAGUGUGGGCGGCACAGGAAUAUGAAACCAAGACUGGCCAGUUUGUUGUUAAUUUGAAGAACAACAAAACAGAGUACUGCGGCUACGUGGUCUACAAGCCUUCUAUUGAAUUGGGUCGCUCAGAGAGUGAGAAUGCUACCUUCUGUGUCACACUUCCAGCGGCUCCUCUGAGGCCUCUGCCAUGGCUUCUCACCAGUGCUACUCUUCUGGCGGCCAUAGUCAUCGCAGUGGGUGUGUGUAUGUGCAACUAUGUGAAGGCUGGAAAGGAAAAGAGCAUGCCACAGCGAUUGGUAAACACUCUCAGCACCCGGCCUGUAAUACUACAGUCUCCAGAUGGAAAUCUCAUCAUUUCCAAACUGGUGAUCUGCACUGAAACUGACCAAACAGUUUACGCAACGAUCCAGAUGAAGCCAAAUGUGCCCCCAGUUGGCGUUGGAGGUUAUUCUCCCCAGGACAUCCUCUGCCAAGCCUGGCAAGACCGCAGUGGCUCCUCUGUGGGCACAGGUGCAGCCAGUCCAGCCCCAAAUCCAGAGGACACGAGUGCCCAGUCCUCUGAGAUCUACAGCAUGGUGGCUGUCCAUGUUCCUGCUGAAGAGAUGGAAACCAGCAACCUACAAUUGUCCACGGGAGGAAGCUGGGAUGAAGGCCGAAUGAGUUCAAAGGUGACUUCACAUGGAGUACCACCAUUACCCGCUCCAGAUUCUUGUGACAGCGAUCAAGCUAGGCCGCUGCUGUUGCACACAGUGUGUGAUCCCAAUGGACAACUUAUGUUACCGUUGCUCAAUUUCCAGUUACCAAGGAGCACAGGUGACACCGAGAGAAAACCCCUUUUAUCCGACCUCAUAGACUCCAAACAGGAGGGGCCAACGUUAGCGUCUUUGCAGAGCUUUGAUGGCUCGGAGUGGUCAGACUCUGGGUGUGGUAGCAGUGUAAACACACCAACCCAGCAGUACUGCAACACCCAUUACUGCCCAUCUCAACCAGUUGCUCCUGAUUUUCAACCAGGAUGUCAAAACACAUCAUCAUCCAGUGAUGCCUCAUUUGAAUCCGGUUACAAACACAACUGGAUGCCUUCAAUUCUUGAAGCUGCAUCCAAAGACAGUAGUGAAUACAGAAAGACUGACUAUCCUUGGAACUGGACUGGUGACAAACAGGAGGACGAAGCAGAGGACGUGGAAGACAGGGUUGGAGAGGAAGGAUCCAGGAAAAUUAUUCUGGGAAACUGGGUGCUACAAAUUCAAGACUGAUGCUCCCCUGUUCAAUCUUAAGAAGAAAAAAAGUCCUUUGUUUGUUCAUUUGGGACCUCAAAUGAUGUUAAAGACUGUUAAUUGCAAAAUACCUUGUUUAAGAAAAAAGAGAGGAGGAUGUUGAUGGAAGAAGAAUAGACUUUUUAUUCAUCCAACAUCGGGGAAAUUCACUGAAUCACUUAAUCACAAUCAGAAGUUCAAUCGACAAUGUACAACUCAAUGCAGAUGAAGGGCUUUACUGUCUGCUCUGUGGUGCUUUGUUCAGAAACACUUAAACAUCCAGAUCUAUCCUGAACUAAGUCAUAUUUUACAACUACAUUUCAUUCCAAGAUGUGACACAUUAUAUAGUGCUUUGUUGUAAAACUGGUUUUAUUUGUAAAUCCAGAAAUGUAUAAAGUUAAGUAUUAUUAAAUAAGUAUAAUUAGAUAUUUCUAAUUUGUGAAUCUACAUUUGAAGAAAAAAUGUACUGUGUAUCCAUUCUAAGUCCUUGUUUACUUUGUGAAGUUAUUGGUGAUGAAAAAACACAUUUUUAUAAACAGAAGUUGUAUUUAAAAGAUGUUAGAUUGUUUUAUGUUCACAACUGAUAUAACCUCAGCUUUUCAUCUGUUUAUGGCACAGAUGAGUGACUGUUCUGUGCACAAAUGUAUCAUAGGCAAGCAAAGGGAAGAUAUCAACUACCAGGUAAGGUUCAAAAUGUCCCUUAAUCAUAGUCCUUCAGAAUAUCUCAGUAUAUUCCACAUUAACAACAGUGUUUUAUAUUUUCAGAUUGUGUUCAAUGUGCACAUGACAUAAACACAAAGAAUAAACCAGUCAUGUUUUGUACUUUAA